AUGCACUUCUACAACAUUGCCGUUCCCGUCAUCGCCGCCCUCACUGCUAUGCAGGGCACCACAGCACCCAUCGCCGCUAAGGCUGCUGUCGUCGGCGCCAAAGCCGCGGCGAAGAGCGUUGGCAAGGGCCUUGCGGCCUACGGUGUCACCUCUGGCCGCGUUGGCACUGCUGUGGGCAUUGCCGGCUUUGGUUGCAGCGUCGGCGACUGCGGCCGCAAGAUGAAGAGGACCCCUACAUUCAUCAACGUCAAGAAGUCCGACCUCGUCGGCCGUCAGGACCGCCCUGCCCCGCCUGAGGGCAUCAACCAGCACGACUGGGACAACUGCAUCGACGCUCUCGAUGGCACCGUCGAGAUCACCGGUCCCGUUGGUGUAGACUGGGAUGGCAUCGAAGUCAGAGGCCUCCCCGCCGUCUGCAUGCCUCUUGUCUCCUGGUUUAUUGGCAACCCCCAGGACAACGACAUCAUCCCCGUCACCUGCGGCGACGACUGCGUCCGCUACGUUACCCUUACUGAGGAGGACUACGGCUGGGUUAAGGAGGUCUUCGAGGAGCUUGGUGCUUUGUGA
Molecule: messenger RNA, 567 nt
Organism: Colletotrichum karsti
Lineage: Eukaryota; Fungi; Ascomycota; Sordariomycetes; Glomerellales; Glomerellaceae
Exons: 1
Coding region: 1-567 (188 amino acids)
Source: RefSeq, a predicted model, not a curated record